AGUAUAUUUAUGACGGUUGGUUUGGACCCCUGGUUUAGUCGGUUAUGUUGGUACCUCUGUUGUUUGAUUUCAUUCAGUUGUUCUCCUGACAUUCAAGUUUGAAAGUCAGACAAGUCAGAAAUAACCGGUAACCAGCCUGUGCAGUCUCGAAUGUAAUUCGUGUAGCAAAAUUAAUACAAUAGUGUAUAAUAUCGGAAAAGUGCACGGAAUGAAAAAUACAUUUUUCGAAACCCAACUUUAAGAAGUGCAUGUGUUAGUGUUUCUAGAAUUCCGUGUUUUGAUAAUGGAUGGUCCUUAUAGAGCAACAAAAUUGUGGAAUGAGAUGCUUCAUACUUUCAAGCACGGUAUGCCUCUGAGAAGACACAGAAGACACAUGAAAGUUUACGAAAAUUGUUUUAGUGGUGCUGAGGCUAUUCAGUGGCUUCAGUUAGCAUUGAAAGAUAAUCCAAAUAUUAAACCAGGUAUAAGCAAGACCCAAGUUCGCCAACUGCUGAACAAAUUUAUGAAGGCUGGGGUAUUUUCUUCUGUGUGUUCUUCUGAUGCUCAGGAGUUCAAAGAAAAUGAAAUUUACCAGUUUUCGUCUCAAAAUAAUGGUUUCCAUCUUCUUUCAUCCCAUGACUAUACCAAAGCACCAGCAAAGACGGUUGAAGUAGGAUUACAAGAAUCAAGAAAAGCAAUGAAUGUUAACAAGAAAGAAAAUGUGUUGCCUGCUAAUAACAUGCCGCCUUUCCUACAAAAUUCUAGGAUUCCACUUGAAAAUUGUACUUUUAAAGAUUAUAACACUGAAAUGAAACAGGUUCUCAGAAGAAAGGAAAGCUUUACUCAUAUGGAGAAACCUGGCCAUAUUUUGAACAGAUGUGAAAAUAAAAUACAAAAGGAAAAUCCUGCGUUUUCUUCCCAGCCAUACGAUUCAACACGUUCUAUACCAAUUCCCCCUAAAAAACCACAACGACGGUUAGAAUCUUGCACAAGUCUCUCCAAUACAUGUGCCACAAAUAGGUAUGAUGCCAACCAAAAUUUGAAUAUAGAACAGAAAUAUCCACAGCAUGAAGCACGUAGUAUUCCUAGAAACACCAUGAACUCCUGCACCCAUUUUGAUAGACAUACUCAUGCCAAAAGUUACCCAAGUUCGACACAUCGAUCUCCUCCCUAUGAAUCUGCAUGCCAUAUGAUCUAUGAGGAUAAGUUGAAUGUUCCUGUGUCAUAUCAGGAAAGAACGUCUGAUCUAUGUAAAUUUCCUCGUAGAACAGUUAACAAUGAUACGGUUUGUAUGAGAAAGACUAGGGCAGUGGGACAUAAUGAAAAUUAUCAGCAAUACCCACUGUACACUCAUCCUGGCAACGCACCUACUGUAGUGAAUAUGGAACACAGACCCGGUUAUCCUUCAGUUCCUCUGAAACCACUGCACAGUAACGUCAUUGCAAUGCAUGAUGCCAGAGGAAAUUAUGAUCCCCAUUCUUAUUCACAUUAUAGAAGAGAUCCUGCUGAAAAAAUUAUGUCUGAUACCAAUUCUCAAUUUUCCUCUAGAGAAAAUAAUCGUUAUGAAACAGCCAAAUAUUCAAUCGAAGAGAAACAGAUAUUAAAUGAUGGAUAUAAGAAGUUGACAGAUAUACCACUUGGAAAUGCAGCUCCACCUGGACCUGUCAACACUCUUGUGUCAAGUUCAGAGUCUGAAAUUCGGGAUGCUUGGAAGAUGAUAUUUAUUUUGCGGUUGGAGACUGUGCUGGCUGGAAUGGAGGAAAUUACAUCUCUUCUACCUACUAAUUUUAGGAUUGAUUGGCUGAUUAGAAAUGUUCAGGAUCAAAUGGAUACAGUACCAAGAUCAUCUAGUGUCGAGAGUGGACUAGAUGAAUGGCCAGAGGAUAUUAUCAAUAAUUACAGAGAACAACUCUCAGGGGUUAAAGAACCUCUGAUUUCUCCUGAUUUGUACAGUCUCAUCACUGAGGCCUAUCUGUAUGUAGAGCAUAUUAAUAAUGCUAGUACACAGUUUAUGUGUAAAACGAGGGAAUCAAUGCUUGCCAGUAGAUCUGUAGAAAAUUUGGUUUUGGGUAUGGCAAGUCCAUGUGCGUCUGAUGUGAAGAAUGUACGGCAAACACAGAACAAAAUGACUGCUGGAUCAGCAGUUUACUGUUACGAAACAGCCUUUGCUUCAGAAUCUCCGAUAACAAGAAUAGUGCCACAGUCAACUAUAAAAGAUGUUUAUUUCUCCCGCCAAAAUACGUAUUCUAGAAGCUUUAGGUCAUCACGUGAAAGACUCCCACCUGAAGAACAAAUUAGAUGUUAUGAUAGAAAUGUUAACUCUGGUGGCUUGGUUGGAGAAGUCUACCCUCCAAGAAGUAUGUGGCGGAGUAAAAGUUCUCAGGAUAUGAAAGACGCUGUAUGUAGCAGUAAUGUAGAUAAUCCAAUUAAAGAAAAAUCUCAUCGUAGCGGGCGUCGAUGGCGUAUGACUAGGAAACUGUCAGAAGCAGGUCAAAAAAGUUCUGGAUUGCAACAUUGCAGAAAUAAGUCAGGAGGGUAUGUUAACCCUGCAUUGUCCCAGUCAUUGGAAGAUUUAUCUAGUCAGAAAUUUAAUUGUGAAGAAUUAGAUUAUGCUGCAGCACUUGAGACUUUGCAGACACUAAUGCAGCAUACUCACAUGACAAUGAAUGACAAAAGAAAUGACAGAGUAGUUCUACAGGAAAGUUCAUGUGAUUUAAGUAGUGAAAGUGGUUCGUAUUAUACUGCUGCUUCUACACCUGAUAGACAAAAGUAUUCCAAUGUCUCUCUCACAAAAGAACAUGAGCAAAGCAAAUGGAAGCAACCAGCUCUUGGCUUAGGAAUUUCAGUAUUCCAGUUACUUUUGCUCCUGUUAUCACCAGGUAGCCGUUGCUUAUUGAAAAGGUUGUUGCGGUGUUUGCAUCAUUUACCUACUGCUAUCAAUACUGAGGAAGCUAUGCAGGUCAUUCAGUCUAUGACUCCCAAUGUUUUGAAUAAUGAACAGGAAAAUGAUAAAGCAGUACCAUAUAGGGUUGUGAAAUUCCUCGUUACUUUUUAUAAAGAAGUUUUUGAGGUUCCUGUGGAUCUACAGACAUCAGUUUCUAAACAUUUGAAUCAGCUAGCUCAAGCUCAGAGGGUUACGUACUGUGAGCAAGUUACGAAUAAACAAUUUGAAGAACAAGGUCUGUCUGGCUCCCAAAAAGCACUCUCGGAACUUUUAGAACAGAUAUUGAGUGAUAAAAGAAUGGGUGAAAAGGAAAAGAAGAGGAAGUUAAAAUUGUUUAAGGAGCGAUAUCCAAAUAUUUACAAACAACAUUUUCCUGGAGUGGGAGAAGAUCGCAUCAAUUCAGAGAAGUCUCGUGGUAUACUUCAGCUACCCUCCUUGGGUAGACUUAAGAACAUAAGGAUUUAGAUAACUGGGAAUUUUUGAAAAUUUAAAUGAUGUACUCUGUGAACUUUCGUAUUUUGUUAUUCAUAUUGUUAGAGAAUAAUGUGAAAUUCAGUUUGUUGAUGCAUGCCUAAGUUUCUGGAUUUAUUAGUGAUCCUCCUACAUGCCUCUGUCUUUAACGUAUGUGCUAUAAGUGUCUGAAAGACAGUAUACAUUUUUUUUUUGUUUGUUAAUUUAUACUUUGCGAGUUUUGUUAAUAUUAAAAAUAAUGGUUUGGAUUUAGGGAGUUAAGGUCAGCCAUCAAUAAUCAUGUUAUUGGGGUUGAGUUGUGAUUGGCACAAUCUUCCUCAGUUUUCCCUCCUUUCCCCUUCCGCUUCCAAUUAAUUGGCUUAUGCAUAUAAUUCAGUUCAUAUAACCUCUUUAUUCUUAUGAAAUAUUUGUAUGUAGUCAGAAAAUGCAGUAUUCUUGCAAUAAUGUUAUAUAUUUUAAAAACAAUGGUAUAUUUAAUAAUCUAUUUAAAAUAACAGAAAAUUUUAAGUUAUUUUGAUAUGAUUUUGUAAUGAGUGAAUGAUUUAAAAGUUUCAAAGGUACUCUCUAUUUGAAUUUUUGUGUUGGUGUUUACCAACACUUUAAAAAUUCUGUGGAAUUGGAAGUUUAUUGUACGUUUGCAAACAGUGAUCAAAUGUUUAAUUUGAGUGACAGAUAGUGAAAGAAGGGUUAUUAGAUAAGUAGCCUUUAUAGUGGUAUUACAGUGAAAAAUAUAAAUAACAAUUGUAUUUUUUUCUUGUAUUUUGAGUGUGAAUGAUGAUACACCCAUGAAGUACUAGGAUACGCUUGUGGCUUUCAUACACUUGUGAAACUCAACGUUGCACACAAGUAUUUAGUUAGAAAUUCGUUGUGCUGGGAUAUCACAAUACACCUGGAUAUUGCUUCAUAUUACUCAUCUGAACAUGAAAUGUAUUCGAUUUACUAACAGGUGAUUUUGAACCACAGAUAAUAAAUAACUAGACCAAGUAUUUUUAGCCUGCAUUACAUUAUGGAAUGUAGCUUGAAAAGUUAAUGUAUGCAAAGUAAAUACUCUUAUUAUGAUAUUGUAUGUGCUGUUUCUAUUUCUUAACAUUACAUUUUGAGAAAAUGUAGCAGAUGGAAGCCCUCGAUGAUAGGACGUAAUUUUAUAAAUUAUUUUAUUUUUUAGAUUUUUGUGAAUGUGAAAAUAAACACGGUUUGUGUUUGGUUCUGUAUUACUUUUAAUAGCUGCUCAAUUUUUCUAGUUCUGAAUUGUUUUGUAAUAAUUGUCUUUUGAAGAGAGUAUUAUUUUAACAUAGUUGAAAUAUUUGUUCUCUUAUGCCUGUUCUUUCUUUUCUUAAUUUAAAAAAUAAAAUAUAAAGGUUGAACUGAAGGAAGUUGUUUAAUGCUGUUAAUGUCAUUACUAAAAUACUGAUGUUAGCUAAUAUUUACAGCUGUUUUAAUCUAAUAUAAGCUGAAUCAAUAAUACAAGUUAAAUGAGGUGAUCACCAUAUUUUUGUAAUGCGUUUUUAACAAUAAAAUUCACUUUUCUUGAAUGGAUACCUUGUGAUAUACCCUGUUCCCAUGGGUUUGGUAAGCAAUUAUAUAGCAUGUAUGCAUGUAAUUGUAUGCACACGUGUGUACACAU
Messenger RNA from Gryllus bimaculatus (two-spotted cricket), 5018 nucleotides. The record is from the annotation of a GenBank genome assembly. NCBI's taxonomy places the organism in Eukaryota, Metazoa, Arthropoda, Insecta, Orthoptera, Gryllidae.